AUGUGUGAAUUAGCUCGUAAUAGUGUGUUGAUGAGCGGUUUCUCUCCUUUGAUUAAAUCUCAUUGGCUUGGACCAAAUUACACGCAAGAAGGUGUUAUGGGCAAUGAUGUCACUCGAACUAAUCUGCCUAAUAUUCGUGUUGCGUACAGAUUUGAAACACUGACACAAGAAUUACGCCUACUACUGAAUUCUGUCCUGGCGAAUCGUGCUAGUGGUUCUGUUUCACCGAAUACUGCAUCCAUACACUCACCAAAGAAAUUUAUGCAUCUCCAACACGUGGAGUUGGCACAGCAACAGCGGCAGCAGGAGUAG
Trichobilharzia regenti is the source of this 312-nucleotide messenger RNA. The record is from the annotation of a GenBank genome assembly. Lineage: Eukaryota; Metazoa; Platyhelminthes; Trematoda; Strigeidida; Schistosomatidae.